AUGAAACUAUUGUAUAUUAAUAUAACAUAUUGUCAAAUUAAAAAAGAAAUAUGUUCAAGUAUUUGGACUUUUGUUGAUGCAUCAAAAUCAACUAAUUCGAAUAUUAAUGAUUCACAACGAAUGCAUAUCGUUAAACAAUACAUAAAAAUAGGUGCAAAUGUAAUAGAUAAAAUCUUAUCAGAUUUUUGUUGUACCGGUGAUCAAUGUAUAAUUAUACCAAAUCGAACAUAUGUUCAAAUUAAAAGAAUUUAUUAUAAUAAUCCUCAAACUGAUUUUUGUAUUUGUGGACCAUAUGUUCAACUUAAAUUAACAAAUGUUAAACAAAAUAUCUCAUCUGGAUUAAUUUUAUGUAAUGCUGAAAAUAAAACACAUGGAAUAAGUCGAGUUUUUGAUGCACAAGUUGCUAUAAUUGAUUGUAAAUCAAUUAUAUGUCCAGGUUAUUUGACUGUUCUUCAUAUUCAUUCAGCUAUUACUGAAGUUCAAUUGAAAAAAUUGUUUUGCUUAAUUGAUUUUAAGAUAGACUAUGAAAUUGAACAAAAACCAAAAUUUAUAAAGCAAAAUCAGUUGGCGAAAGCAAGAUUUGAAUUAUUACAAUGUAAUCAUGUUAUAUGUCUGGAACGAUUUAAAGAUUGUCAUCAACUUGUUAAAUUCACACUUCGAUGUGAUGAUGAAACUGUUGCUGUUGGAAACAUUCUACAAAUCAUUGAAUGA
Molecule: messenger RNA, 711 nt
Organism: Rotaria sp. Silwood1
Lineage: Eukaryota; Metazoa; Rotifera; Eurotatoria; Philodinida; Philodinidae
Source: the annotation of a GenBank genome assembly